This is a messenger RNA of Lodderomyces margitis, 1242 nucleotides long. RefSeq lists its product as uncharacterized. The record is from RefSeq and is a predicted model, not a curated record. NCBI's taxonomy places the organism in Eukaryota, Fungi, Ascomycota, Pichiomycetes, Serinales, Debaryomycetaceae. The transcript has a single exon. Gene Ontology annotation, cellular component: cytoplasm. Bases 1 to 1242 code for a protein of 413 amino acids. Gene Ontology annotation, molecular function: GTP binding; ATP hydrolysis activity.
AUGGGUAGAGAGAUUGUAAUUGGACUAGUUGGAAAACCAUCAAGUGGUAAAUCGACCACGCUAAACUCAUUAACUGAUGCUAAUGCCAAAGUUGGUGCAUUCCCCUUCACCACCAUCGAUCCAAAUAAAGCCACUGGAUACUUGGAAAUAGACUGUGCUUGUCAGAGGUUCAACAAGCAGCUGAAAUGUAGACCAAACUACGGAUACUGCCGUGAUGGGAAACGUGGUGUGCCCAUUAUGCUUUUAGAUGUUGCUGGAUUAGUACCCAAUGCCCAUCUUGGUAGAGGUUUGGGUAACAAAUUCUUGAGUGAUUUAACUGAAGCUGAUUGCUUGAUCCAUAUCAUUGAUACUAGUGGAACUACCGAUGCUGAGGGUAAAAACACGCGAGGCUAUGAUCCAUUGAAUGAUAUCGAGUGGUUACAAGAUGAAAUAUUCCAAUGGAUUUUGGGUAAUUUAAAAGAGCGAUGGGGCUCAGUGGUGCGAAGACACGUGGGUACAAAGUCGUCGACUUUGGAGACGCUAAGACAGCAAUUGGGUGGUUAUGUUGCUAAUAAACAAAUGAUUGGCCGAGCAUUGGAUUUAAUACCCGAUUUGCCUCCGUUACAGGACUGGGACGAUGAAAUGUUGGAACGAGUAGUGAGAGCAUUUAUGGAGGUUAAGUUUCCCACAGUCCUCUCAUUGAAUAAAAUGGACCACCCUGAUGCUGAUAAGAAUGUAUCCAAGAUAAUCUUGAAAUAUCCCAAAUCAAAAGCAGUACUAACAUCGUCAAUUACCGAAGUGUUGUUGCGGAAAUUGGCGGCCCAACAUUACAUCAAGUAUGAUCCAGGAACAGAGUUUGUUGACACCAAGGAGGAUUUACCCGAUGAUCCUGAUUUGAAGCCCAUGGAUGAAAAAUUACAAAAUAGAAUUGAAAAUAUUAGAGAUCUUGUUUUGUAUCGAUUUGGAUCGACUGGUGUGGUUCAACUACUCCAAGCAGCAGCAGAAUUGUUGGAUUUGGUACCAGUUUACCCUGUGAGAAAUAUCAAUAAUUUCACUGGAUCCAGUGGGGAUUUGGUUUUCCGCGAUUGUAUAUUGGUAAAACGAGGUACCCCUGUUAUAUCAGUGGCCAGGAAGAUUAUGGGCGAUGUGACUAUCGCUGCUAUUGAGGGUGUGGGUGGUAUAAAAGUUGGUGAAGAUGAUACUGUAGAUACUGGCAAGAAUGAUAUUCUAUCGUUUAAGUUGGUUCCUGGAAGUCGAAAUUAG